UCUAGAGCUGUUCACCGGUGGUGUAAACACUCAUGACGUGACGUGAACAUGAUGAAAUAACAUUGGACACUUAACGGUAUAUGUGGUCUUUUUUUAAUUCUAUAAAGCUUCAGAAUGCACUCGCGUAUUUUAUUCAAAGGAACGGCAGCAGCCGUUGCUGCGAGAAGGAUUCGCCAUAUAUUGGGACCCUUGAUGUCAAAAGAAGGUUGGAACUGCAGCGCACAUGAGGUCAAACUCCUUAACACAUCAUCAGGUGACACUGUGAAGAUAGGAGAGAUCUCGUAUGUCCUCAAAACCCCCAGAAAUCCAGAACUUGUGCCAGUGAAUCACAUAAUGAAGGCCUUGCCACAAAUGGUCACCCAACACCUCCGCUGGAUAAUGCAGAAGGACCUUCUCGGGCAGGAUGUAUUUCUCAUUGGUCCUCCUGGUCCUCUGCGGCGUUCAAUUGCCAUGCAGUACCUGGAAUUAACAAAGCGAGAGGUUGAAUAUGUUGCCCUGUCUCGAGACACUACUGAGACUGAUCUCAAACAGCGCAGAGAGAUCCGAUCAGGAACUGCCUUUUACAUCGACCAGUGUGCGGUUCGAGCGGCGACUGAGGGACGGAUUCUGGUGUUGGAGGGACUGGAGAAGGCAGAGAGGAACGUGUUGCCAGUCCUCAAUAACCUGCUGGAGAAUCGAGAGAUGCAGCUGGAAGAUGGACGUUUCCUCAUGUCUGCACACCGCUAUGACAAACUCCUGGAGGAGCACACUAAAGAAGAGCUGGAUGCCUGGAAGAUUGUUAGGGUGAGUGAGGACUUUCGAGUCAUUGCUCUCGGCCUUCCUGUUCCACGAUACAAAGGGAACCCGCUGGAUCCACCGCUGCGGUCUCGCUUCCAGGCCAGAGACAUUUACUAUCUUCCCUUCAAGGACCAGCUGGAGCAUCUCUACAGAAUUGGAUCAAAUGUUCCUGCUGAAAGGGUGUCCCAGCUCUUGUCUUUCGCCACUACUCUUUGUUCUCAAGAGUCUGCCAGCUUAAGCCUGCCUGAUUUCCCUGUGGACAAUCUCCUAUCAGCCCUCACUGUUCUGAAUCUGUUCCCCAUGCUGUCAGUUGAGCAGCUGGUUCAGAGACUUUACCCGUAUGAGGCCAUGCUGGGGAAAGAAGGCCGCACUGCUGUAGAGGGAGUGCUUAAUAGGUUUGAGUUGACUGAUGGAAGCACGAAACCUUCUCUGACUGCAGUGGUGAACAUUGAGCCUGUGAAUGGAGAACAGGCAGAGCAGGCGGCCGUUACUCUCAAUAUCACCAACCAGAACAUCACCUUUCAGGUUCCUUCAGGGACGCGGCCGAUUCGCCCACCCAACAGCAGUCCCACGUUCAUCAACACCCCCACCCACGAGCGCCUGCUGGCAGAGAUGAUGCAGUCCCACCUCGUCAAAGACAUUUGCUUGAUCGGAGCCAAGGGUUGUGGCAAAUCUGUGAUUGCAAGAGAGUUCGCUGAAAUGCUGGGCUACAGCAUUGAACCAAUUAUGCUGUAUCAGGAUAUGACUGCGCGGGAUCUCCUCCAGCAGAGGUACACCCUUCCCAAUGGAGACACAGCCUGGAGGGCAUCUCCAUUGGUCACUGCUGCUCAGGAGGGCAAGCUGGUGCUGCUGGACGGCAUCCAUCGGGUCAAUCUGGGAACCCUGGCUGUGCUUUCCAGGUUGCUGCAUGACCGAGAGCUGGAUCUGUAUGACGGGACGCGGCUGCUGAGGUUUGACCGUUACCAAGCACUUAAAGAGGAACUGCAGCUCACUGACCGGCAGCUUCAGGACAGAUCUAUUUUCCCAAUCCACCCAUCAUUCCGGAUCAUUGCCCUCGCGGAGCCCCCUGUGAUCGGGAGCACUACACAGCAGUGGCUCAAUCCAGAGAUUCUCACCAUGUUUCUGUUUCAUACCAUCAAACCACUGGCCAAAACAGAGGAAACGGCCGUUCUCCAGGGCAUGAUUCCAAAUGUUCCCGGAGAAGCAGUGGAGCAGCUGCAACACCUGACUCACAGCCUGAGAAAAUCCAACGAUCCAACGGCCCUGUCUCUUGCUUCUUCAUUGUCCACUAGGCAGCUGCUGAGAAUCUGUCGGCGUCUUUCUCAGUAUCCGCAGGAGAGUGUUGCUCACGCUGUGCAUAAAGCUUGUCUGUCCAGGUUUCUUCCCAGCUUGGCUCGCUCGUCUCUUGAGAAGAGUCUGGCAAACUGCUCAAUAGAGGAUCAUCCUGAUCCAGCAUCAGAACAGAAGCAGCUCUACACUUGCACAGUAAAAGAUGGACUCCUGACCAUAGGGAAUGUCUCAGCUCCUGUGUACAGCCCAGAUGAAAAGAUGAAGGUCCCAGAUGUGCUCUUUUAUGAGAACGUUCAGCAUAUGAUGGUCAUGCAGGACAUGCUGAAGGACUUCCUGUUGGGGGAACACCUGCUUCUCGUGGGGAACCAGGGUGUUGGGAAAAACAAGAUUGUUGAUCGAUUCCUGCAUCUUAUGAACAGGCCGAGAGAAUAUCUUCAGCUCCACAGAGACACUACAGUCCAAACCUUAACCCUGCAGCCCUCAGUGAGAGAUGGAAUCAUCAUCUACGAAGACUCUCCAUUGGUGAAAGCUGUGAAGAUGGGGCAUAUCCUGGUAAUAGAUGAAGCGGAUAAAGCUCCCACAAAUGUCACCUGUAUCCUGAAGGCGCUGGUGGAGAGUGGAGAGAUGAUCCUGGCUGAUGGAAGAAGAAUAGUGUCUGAUGCUUUGGAAGCAGCAGGAAGGCCUAAUGCCAUUCCCAUGCAUCCAGACUUCCGUAUGAUCGUUUUAGCGAACAGACCUGGCUUUCCGUUUUUGGGAAAUGACUUCUUUGGGGCUCUUGGGGAUAUAUUUAGCUGCCAUGCAGUGGACAACCCCAAACCUCAGGCUGAGUUUGCCAUGUUGAAGCAGUAUGGACCUGACGUGCCUGAUGCUGUCCUCCAAAAACUGGUGGCGGCAUUCGGAGAGCUCCGGGCCAUGGCUGACCAGGGAACAAUCACAUACCCCUACUCUACACGAGAGGUGGUCAACAUCGUAAAACACCUACAGAAAUUUCCAGAUGAAGGUCUGGCCAACGUGGUGAGGAAUGUGUUUGACUUUGACUCCUAUAACAAGGACAUGCGCGAGGUGCUGAUCUCAGCUCUGCACAAACACGGCAUUCCAAUCGGAGCCAAACCCACCAGCGUCCACCUGGCCAAGGAGUUACCAUUGCCAGAUUCUAAGAUGACAGGUUAUUGGACUAUCAGUCAGGGUGGUAAUACACGACGAAAGCUGCUGUGUCCAACAGAAUCCCAUCGGAUCGAUAUCAAGGGCCCAGUGUUUCUCCGGGUUCAGAGUUACCCUUCUGAAAGACAUGAGUCCAGAUCCAUGAGCUUCACUGAGGAACAGGCCCACUGGCAAAUCCCUAUGAACGAAGUCAACAUCGUCUGUGACGUCACCACUGCUAAAGAUUCCAUUUAUGUGGCCACGUGUAAUCCUGUAUCGCUGUAUGCUAUGAAGGAGAAAGGAGACUCUGUACAGUGUAUAGAGCUCUAUGACAUCUUCCCCAGGACCAUCAGUGGAGUUUGGCAGCCCUUCGUCUCUGUGGCAGCACUGGGCAACCCGCUGCAGGACCAGGUGGUGCUCCAUGAAGAACAGGGCAACACAGUGCUGCAUCUGGAUCUGGUUACUGGUGCUGUGAGGAGGCUGAUUCUGGCUCAGGACAAACAGGACGAAGCACCACGCAAGGCCUCAAACUGGUGGAACAGCAAAGAGAGUCAGCCAGAAUACAAAAUGUGCAAGGAGUUUGCCCACAAAAACUGGCUUCUCUUCUACAAAGAAAAUGGGAAUCAGCUGGAUGUUGUCGAUGUGCUAGAAGGUCAGGUUCACACCAUCCAUCUGCCCAUCAAUCUCAAGGCUGUGUUCUUGGUAGCUGAAGACCGAUGGCUUCUUGUUGAAAGCAAGACCGACAGGAAGUUCUUGUUGACGAAGCCUAUGCACAUGGGUGCAGAGGAGACGGGUGUCUGCCAGCUGCAUGCCAUCAGUGAAGACGCUGUUAGCUCCGGUUUUGGGAACAACUCAGGGAUGGAUGCGGUUUCUCCUCAGGAGGUCUCGAGUGAUCAGCUGUCCAAUGAGAACCUCAGUGCUGCCUUGGGACAGAAGAUUGUGUCUCCCAACCGCGUCCUCUGUGACACAAACACCUAUGCUAAUGUUAUUGUGGGCUUCCCAGAUCUCAUGUCCCCAAAUGAGCUUUACAGCUUUAGGAGAUCUUCGCCCAUAACAGAAGGCCGGGGACCUGACAUGUUUUUUGGGUCAAGCAAGCGAAUUGGGCCAGCAAAGAGGGUCAACUGUGUCUGUCUGUUAGAUGCCAAUCAAGUAGUCCGAGCACUGCCCCCUACACAAGUUCCACUAGCUGAGAUCUACCCUAAAGAUGUUACACCACCGAUGACCGCAGCGUACCUGGAAGUGACAGAUCUGAAUUCUAAGAGGCUGAAAUACAUUCCAGUGCCCAGGAGCAACUCCAUGUCCCCGUACACUGUGUGGAUCUCAAAGGUGUCCGACACAGAUGUAGUGAUGGCCCCUCUGGGCUCUGGAGGGGUCGUGACUGUGGACAUGGGAGGCUACGUUCGAUUAUGGGAAACCGGCCUGGACCACCUGCAGCGCUCUCUGCUGGAGUGGAGGAACAUGAUUGGAUCAGAGGACGGCAGACCUGUGCAGAUCACCAUUGAGAGAGACAGUGGCCUAGAUGUCAGCUCACCCAAACAUGGAAAGAUUGACGCCAAAAAUGCCCCUCAUGUAGGGGGAAACCAGUGGGCUGGAGGCACAGGUGGCAGAGAUACAGCAGGUCUCGGUGGUAAAGGAGGCCCGUACCGUCUGGAUGCGGGACACAAAGUCUACCAGAUCUCUCAGGCAGAGAAAGACGCCGUGCCUGAUGAGGUGAAGAGAGCGGCACGAGAUAUGGCGGAGCAGGCUUUUAAGCAGAGGCUGAAGGAAAUCGAGAUGAGUGAAUAUGAUGCCUCCACAUAUGAUCGUUUCUCAGGGGCAGUGAGACGUCAGGUUCAGUCACUACGCAUUAUUCUGGACAGUCUGCAGGCUAAAGGGAAGGAGCGUCAGUGGCUGAGGAAUCAGGCUCUGGGUGAGCUGGAUGAUGCGAAGAUCAUUGAUGGUCUGACAGGAGAGAAAUCCAUUUAUAAACGCAGAGGAGAGCUGGAACCAGAGUUGGGGUCUCCUCAGCAGAAGCCCAAGCGUUUGCGUGUGCUAGCAGACGUCUCUGGCAGCAUGUACCGCUUUAAUGGAGUAGACGGCCGUCUGGAGCGCUCCAUGGAGGCUGUGUGUAUGGUGAUGGAGGCGCUUGAGAGCUACGAGCACAAGUUUAAGUACGAUAUUACGGGGCACUCUGGAGAUGGUUUCGACAUAGAACUGGUCAGAUGUGACAAAGUGCCCAAGAACAACAAGGAAAGGCUGAAGGUUUUGAAGACAAUGCAUGCCCACUCGCAGUUCUGCAUGAGUGGAGACUACACGCUGGAGGGCACCGAACACGCCAUAAGGGAGCUGGCACAUGAAGAAGCCGAUGAGCAUUUUGUCAUCGUGUUGAGCGACGCCAACCUGGAGCGCUACGGCAUCAGCCCGGACCGGUUUGCACGUGUUCUCACUAGUAACCCGCAGGUCAAUGCCUUCGCCAUCUUCAUCGGUUCACUAGGAGACCAGGCGGACAGGCUCCAGAAGACUCUGCCGGCCGGACGCUCUUUUGUCGCCAUGGACACCAAGGAGAUCCCUCAAAUCCUGCAGCAGAUUUUCACAUCCACUAUGCUGUCCAGCGCAUGAGACUAUUCCAGCUGGAUAACUUGAACUGCACCAAAUGUGCCACAUCACUGAUGACACUGUGGUCUUUGCAUCCAGAUGUAGCAGGUUCAGUUGCUCAAAAUUCUAAAUUGGUUCAAAGUGGUUCAAAAUUUCACUGUAGUAAAAUCUGAAGUAAUUAAUAAACAUAAUUGUCAUUGGAUUUACACGCUACAACCAAAUUCUCAUUACUAAUCUAACUUUUAAUGUAGUGUUUUAAUAAAAAAGUUGUAAAUGUUUAAAUUUGGUAUGUUAUUGUACGGUUUCUCACUCUAAAAUGAUCAAAGUUCUGAACGAUCCUAAUAAGAAACCACAGCUAUGAGAAAAAAAUGCAAAUGUUUUUUUUUUAUCUGUUUCUACAUAUUUACUGGAUUUAUGAAUUAUGGGUUUGAGUAGACUAUGUUGUAAAGGUUUGAUAAAAAAAAAAUUAGUAUUGUUUCAUUAUUAUUUGGAUGGAGUGAAUUACUAUUUACACUCCCCGGCCCUGACCCUACCAUCCGAAUGAUGCAGCAGAAAUCGAGACGACUCAGACCAGGCAAUGUUUUUCCAAUCUUCUAUUGCCCAAUGUUUGUGAGCCUAUGUGAAUUGUAGCCUCAGUUUCCUGUUCUUAGCUGACAGGAUUGGCACCAUCCGUCUCAAGGUUGAACAUGUGUUCAGAGAUGCUCUUCUGCAGACCUCGGUUGUAACGAGUAGUUAUUUGAGUAGUUACUGUUACUUGUCAGCUUGAACUAAUCUGGCCAUUGUCCUCUGACUUCUGGCAUCAACAAGGCAUUUGUCCCCACAAAACUGCCUCUCACUGAAUAUUUUCUCUUUUUCAGACCAUUUUCUGUAAAAUCUAGAGAUGGUUGUGCGUGAAAAUCCAAGUAGAUCAGCAGUUUCUGAAAUACUUGGUGCCUGUCUGGCACCAGCAUCCAUGCCACGUUCAAAGUCACUUAAAUCAUCUUUCUUCCCCAUUCUGAUGCUCAGUUUGAACUGCAUCAUCUUGCCCAUGCCUAAAUGCAUUGAGUUGCUGCCAUGUUAUUGGCUGAUUAGAAAUUUGCGUUAACGAGCAGUUGUACCUAGUAAAGUGGCCGGCAAGUGUAGAUCCUCUGGUUUUUAACUUUUUGCACUCAAAAAAAAUCAAUUUACAAACAAAUACAUUGUACAUACUGCAUGCAAUUACAUACAGUAGUAAUCAGGACUGAAAUGUAUGAGUCUAGAAUCACUGCAUAGAUAAAAUGUUAUGCAAAAAAUAUAGACGAUAUCUGAAGUCGAAUCUUGUUUUAACAUCCUGUUAGCUGUUAACAAUCAUGCACAUGCGAGGAUCCAAAUCCAUGCUAUUACUCAAGUGAACUGGUUUAAAAGUGAGUUUAGUUGAAGGUUGAAUUACUAUUAAAACAUUAUGAUUGUAUUCAAUAUAUUUUUAAAAGCACAUAUUUGAACUGAUGUUGUUUAAUCCGUUGAUUGUAUUCUUGGAACUAAACUCAGCUAAUUCGAUAUUUAAAUUACUCAAUGUUAUGUAAUACAGAAUUAUGGUAAAUAUAUACAAAAUAUUCAUAACAUUCAGUGUCGUUUCAUUCAUUCAUUCAUUUUCUUUUUGGGUUACUCCCUUUAUUAAUCGCCACAGCGGAAUGAAUCACCAACUUAUCCAGCUCAUGUUUUACGCAGUGGAUGCUCUUCCAGCUGCAACCCAUCACUGGGAACACCAACACACUCUUACUCGCACACAUACACUACAGACAAUUUAGCUUACCCAAUUCACCUGUACCUCAUGUCUUUGGACUGUGGGGGAAACCGAAGCACCUGGAGGAAACCCACGCGAACACGGGGAGAACAUGCAAACUCCACACAGAAACGCCAACUGACCCAGCCAAGGCUCGAAUCAGCAACCUUCUUGCUGUGAGGCGACAGCACUACCUACUGCACCCCUCAGUGUCGUUUCAUUACUUAAAAAAAAUGGAGGUAAACAUUCACCCAGCUGUACCUAAAGUAUUAUUAGAACAUGUGGCGUGUCCGGGUGUGACCUGUUUUGUUUUCAAGAGCCCGGUGUUGUGUAAGAGUUGGCACUCUUUCGUCAAGUUUUUUGGGAUUUUCCAAGUGUCCUCUAAACACAUCCUGUAGCUUCUGGGAGCAACUGAGACUGUGCAGAGAGUCAGCCGCACACCACUGCCGCCCAUCACCCAAGACUUCCUCGUAAAUCUCUUUCCGUCCUGAGAAACCAGAACCUCAAGUGCAAUUCCACACCACAUUCCACUGCCGUCCCAUUACACCCUCAUCACUCUUUAACCAAAUGAGCGCAGAUGAAAAUGUAUUUGUGAUCUCUGACAGGCCUGACACUGGGCUUCACUAACAUAGAUCUUUAAAGGAAAAACGAUGGCUGACAGAAAUAGCUGAUCCAGAGGUCAAAACAUCAGAUUAUGUUUGCAUUUUCAGCAAACAGAAGGGUAUUUUUACUCCUAAAAAGCGUCUCCUGUGUUUGUGAGAGUACUUUUCCCCCCGGACUUCCAGUCAUAUUUGACCUAUGCUCCUCUGUUGUCCACCUGACUGCUUCCGUGAACUCCUCAGAGAUGUGCUUCAUCUAUGUCAACAGUGUUUUUUUCCCUUCCUGACGCCGGCCGCUGCCACCCAGCCUCUCACACUGAGCUGAGGAAUCCAGUUCCAGCUCCAGUUACGCCACACUCCAGAGAUGUUGCCGAGGAGAAAGUGGGGCUGUAAUUUAUAGAAUCUGGCCAGCGUGAGGAGUUGAACUUUCGGAAAGCUGCAGGUAGCGGGAAUGUUCUAAAGUGUUGUUUCUUCUAAAAACAGAAAUGCUCUGUUAUAAAACCUUGCUGAGAUGCCAAAGUAAUCACAGAGCAUACUUUAGUUUUGAUGCAAAUGCUUAGAGUAAGCAUAGUCACACAUAAUCUUUCACAGUACUUUCUAUUUGUGUUUCCAGAAUGCACUCUACAUGUUUCUGUCUGUGACAUUUCUCUCCAAAAGUUAUAAAUAAA
This is a messenger RNA of Danio aesculapii, 8789 nucleotides long. RefSeq names its product von Willebrand factor A domain containing 8 (gene vwa8). Lineage: Eukaryota; Metazoa; Chordata; Actinopteri; Cypriniformes; Danionidae. Gene Ontology annotation, molecular function: ATP hydrolysis activity; ATP binding. Gene Ontology annotation, cellular component: cytoplasm. Bases 115 to 5805 code for a protein of 1896 amino acids. The record is from RefSeq and is a predicted model, not a curated record. The transcript is spliced from 45 exons.